UUAAGGCAACAUUUCAUAUGAUUCAGUCUUCUCACUUUUGUAGCAUAUUAAUUAACUUCUAUUUUUGCUAUUUUUAGUGGUUGCUCUUUCAAAUAACAUACCACUUCACUGGUAGUGCAGGCAAGUGAAACGAAUAAUGAAAUAUUCAUAGUUCCUCUCUCCUUUUCCUGAUAUCCUUGCUGUCAUUUAUUUCACUUUUAUGGAAACACACAUACACCCUAUCCUAUAUCAUUUUCUUCUCUCUGAAGAGCUCUUUUUUUAAACAUUUUUUUUGCAAGGUGAGUUUAUUGGCAACAAAUUUCUUUAAUGAUUCUUUGAGAAAGUCUUUAUUUCUGCUUUCCUCUUGAAGAAUAAUUUCACAGGGUACAUAAUAGGUUGAUGGUUAUUUUCUCUCAUUGCUAACUAUUUCACUCCAUUUCCUCCUUGUUUGCAGGGUUUCUGAGAUGUCAGAUGUAAUUCUUAUGUUCACUCCUGUUUAGACAAGGUAUUUUUUUCUGCUGAUUUCUUUUUAUAUUUGUUUCUUUAUCAUUGAUUUUUUGCAGCUUGAAAAUGAUAUAACUAGGUGUAGUUUUUUGAUAUUUAUUGUGCUUGGUGUUCUUGGAGCUUCCUGGACCUGUGGUUUGAUGUCUGACAUUGGUUUGGGGAAAUGUUGAGUUGUUUUUGCUUCAAGUAUUGUUUCUUUCCUCUCUGCUAUUUCUUUAUUUCUAAUGUUUAUUUUGGGGUGGGGGCUGACAUGGGGCUCAAACUCACAAACCUUGAGAUCAUGACCUGAGCCCAAGUUGGACGUCUAAUCAACUGAGCCACCAGGCACCCCUCCUCUCUGCUGUUUCAAUUAUGUCUACGUUUGACUUUUUGUAGUUUCCUACAGUUCUUGGAUGAUCUGUUGCAGGUUUUUGUUUUUUUUUUUUUUCUUCCAGUCAUCUUUUUUUUUUCUCUUGCUUUUCAGUUUUGGAAGUUCUUCUUGACAUAUGUGCAAGUCCAGAGAUUCAUUCUUCAGCCAUGUCCAAGUCUGCUGAUGAGUCCCAUCACAGGCAUUCAUUUCUAUUAGACUGUUUUUGGUCUCUAGCAUUUCUUUUUGAUUCUUUCUUAGAAUUUCCUUUUUUUUUUUUUUUUUUGCUUUUUUUCCAUUUCUUUGCUUACAAUAUGUUCUUGCAUAUUGUCUCCUUUUUCCUUUAGAGCUCUUAGCAUAUUAAUCAGAGCUUUUAAAAUUCCUUUUCUGAUAAUUCCAACAUUUCCUGUCAUGUGUGAAUCUGGUUCUAAUAUUUACUCUUCAAACUGUGAUUUUUGUUUUAUACGGUGGCUUGCUGAAAGCUAGACCAGUUGUAAUGGUAAGAUGUUAGGUAAGAAGAAGUGUUCUGUAGUCUGGUGGGUAGGUAGUCUUUUAAAAUGAGCCUUUGCCCCUGAGGUGUGAAUUUCUCCCAUGCUCAGCUUUUUCUUCCCUCUUAGGUGAGAAAGGAUUGCCAGAUGGGCUGCAAUUGGGUAAUCCCCUUACAAACAUGAAGGCUGGAGCAGACUGGAGUUGGGAAUUUCCUUUACCCUAGAGAAAGCAACCAGUGAGAUGAAUACUGCUGAGGAUUGGGGCCUCAUUUUGGAUAUUUGUGACAAAGUCGGUCAGUCUCGCACUGGACCUAAAGAUUGUCUUCGGUCUAUUAUGAGAAGGGUGAACCAUAAAGAUCCUCAUGUUGCUAUGCAGGCUCUGACUCUUCUAGGAGCGUGUGUAUCAAACUGUGGCAAAAUUUUUCAUUUAGAAGUAUGUUCAAGAGAUUUUGCCAGUGAAGUAAGCAACGUAUUAAACAAGGGUCAUCCUAAAGUCUGUGAAAAAUUAAAGGCUCUUAUGGUCGAAUGGACAGAUGAAUUUAAGAAUGAUCCACAGCUUAGUCUAAUAUCAGCAAUGAUUAAGAACCUUAAGGAGCAAGGAGUUACAUUUCCAGCUAUUGGCUCUCAGGCUGCAGAACAAGCAAAAGCAAGCCCAGCCCUGGUUGCCAAAGACCCUGGUACUGUGGCUAACAAAAAAGAAGAAGAAGAUUUAGCAAAAGCUAUUGAGUUGUCCUUGAAGGAGCAAAGGCAGCAGUCAACCACACUUUCUACUUUGUACCCAAGCACAUCCAAUCUCUUAACUAACCACCAACAUGAAGGCCGAAAAGUUCGUGCUAUAUAUGACUUUGAAGCUGCUGAAGAUAAUGAGCUUACUUUUAAAGCCGGAGAAAUUAUUACAGUUCUUGAUGACAGUGAUCCCAACUGGUGGAAAGGUGAAACCCAUCAAGGCAUGGGGUUAUUUCCCUCUAAUUUUGUGACUGCUGAUCUUACUGCUGAACCAGAAAUGAUUAAAACGGAGAAGAAGACGGUACAAUUUAGUGAUGAUGUUCAGGUAGAAACAAUAGAGCCAGAACCGGAACAAGCCUUUAUUGAUGAAGACAAAAUGGACCAGUUGCUACAGAUGUUGCAGAGUACAGAUCCCAGUGAUGACCAACCAGAUCUUCCAGAGUUACUUCAUCUUGAAGCAAUGUGUCACCAGAUGGGACCUCUCAUUGAUGAAAAGCUGGAAGAUAUUGAUAGAAAGCAUUCAGAACUCUCAGAACUUAAUGUUAAAGUGAUGGAAGCACUUUCAUUGUAUACCAAGUUAAUGAAUGAAGAUCCAAUGUAUUCCAUGUAUGCAAAAUUACAGAAUCAGCAGUAUUAUAUGCAGUCAUCUGGUGUUUCUGGUUCUCAGGUGUACCCAGGGCCGCCUCAGAGUGGUGCUUACCUGGUUGCAGGGAGCGCACAGAUGAGCCAUCUCAGGAGCUACAGUCUUCCCCCAGAGCAGCUGUCUUCUCUCAGCCAAGGAGCUGUUCCGCCAUCUGUAAACCCAGCCCUUCCCAGUCAGCAGACUCAGGCUUCUUACCCUAACACAAUGGUCAGUUCUGUUCAAGGAAAUACAUACCCCACCCAGGCUUCAGUAUAUAGUCCUCCUCCUGCCGCUGCUGCUGCUACUGCCGAUGUCACUAUAUACCAGAAUGCAGGAACUAAUAUGUCCCAGGUGCCAAACUAUAAUUUAACAUCAUCAUCGUUGCCUCAACCCGGAGGCAGUCAACAGCCACCUCAGCCACAGCAACCAUAUUCUCAGAAGGCUCUGCUAUAGGACUUGGGAUUCCUCUUUGUGGCAAAUACCUGCUAAAAGCCGCUGACAAUGUUAUGAGAUUCUUUAAUAUCUUAAGGUUUGUUUAUCCUCAGCUUAUAGGAAUCUAUCUUGGUCUACAAGUUCCAAUAUUCAAGAAGGUAGAACUCUCUUCAAUUUGCACUGACUUUUUAGAGGUUCUCCCUUCCCCCGCCCCCUAGAGGAAUGAAACUACUUACAACAUUUAAUUCCUUUCAUAAUAUGAAAGAAUUGAUACAAGAUUAUUUGUCUCAUGAAAUUACCUGGUCUGCAAAAAGUCAAACUUAAAAACACUGUUGUGGCAAACGUUAUGUACAUAUACUGCUGUGUGACUUCAUUAGUGGCCAUUUUGAAUCACAAUGGUGAUCAUGUGAAUAUAUUUAACACUGUUAAAUUAAUUUACAUUGCUAUUUUAUUUUAAUCAUGAACAACUACCAUGUUUCAUAAUGUUUUGUGUAAAUUUAAGGUAAUUACACUAUCCCUUUAAACUGCAAGAGAACAAAGCUGUAGCAUAUUUACGUGAAGGCAUUAUGCUGUCCAUGUUCCAGUUUCACAUUAAACUGAACCUUCCUUUGACUACUUGUGAGCUAAACAUACGUAUUUUACGUCUUUCUGUAGCCUCUGUGUACUACUAGCUGUCAUCACACCAGCGUACAGGAGCUAAAUUUUUGGUGCAAUUAUAGCAAAUGAUGUUCCCUUUUACACUUUGACAUUUCGGCAUGACAUUUCAGGAUAUUGUGGGACCAUGAGACAAAAUUAAGUAGGAUCACAUUCUUUAUAUCUUAUUUUUAAAGGAAUAAUGUUGGUUUACUUUUUCCUAGUUGAAGAUAGAAAUUAGAUUUCUGAGCUGUAUACUGUGUUUCUUGGUGGCAGUGACACCAAAGAUAGAGGCAAUGGAUAGAAAUUUUUAAACUGGAAAGAAAACAUGAAUUACACUACAUUUUCAAAGUCUCUUGUAAUUAUUUAGGAUAUAAACAAAAUUUGACUCAUCUGUCUUUUCCCACUAGUAGUCUUUUAAAUAUGUCUUUAACACAUUGUAUCCUUUAAUUGUUCAUUAAAAUGGAUAUAAGUAGA
Acinonyx jubatus (cheetah) is the source of this 4207-nucleotide messenger RNA. It is a transcript of the gene STAM, whose product is annotated as signal transducing adaptor molecule. The transcript has 14 exons. Lineage: Eukaryota; Metazoa; Chordata; Mammalia; Carnivora; Felidae. Gene Ontology annotation, molecular function: ubiquitin binding; phosphatidylinositol binding. Gene Ontology annotation, biological process: protein transport to vacuole involved in ubiquitin-dependent protein catabolic process via the multivesicular body sorting pathway. The record is from RefSeq and is a predicted model, not a curated record. Gene Ontology annotation, cellular component: ESCRT-0 complex. Bases 1559 to 3118 code for a protein of 519 amino acids.